AUGAAAGAAGAAUUUCCUUACGACAAUGUUAACAUGUUUGGCACGAAUCCCUUCGAUGUGUCACCCCUCUCGACGCUCGAGCAUUCAAACAAUGAACAUCUAUUAGGUUUACUUCAAGACGGUUUCCAACAUGAGGAUAUUUCACCAAAUUACAAUAACGAACUACAACAAUUUGACUCGACUAUUGCUACUGACUCCACCGCUAAUAAAAACCAACAACAAAACAAGAAUGAAUUGAAGCUUACAGACUCAUUAGAAGGUAGCACUACCCCUUUGGGACAACUUACUCAAGUAUCAAACAAUUAUCAAUUGAACAUGUCUGUUCCAAGACGUUCUGAGUCAAAUAUAGAAAGAAUGAUGAAUUCAAAAAAACAUUGUUUCGUCCCAUUUGUUGUAAAUACAGAAGGGGGCCGUUCUAAAAUACGUAGAACUAAAGAAGAGGAUAUUUGUGAUUCAACAUAUUCUGAAUUUGAAACUAACUUUAAGAGAAACUUUUCUGAGAGUGACGUAGAAGGUUUGAAAAGUAAGAAUGUUAAGAAAAUACCUACUCCGAAAAAGAAUAAAGCUAUAAACCAUGGAAAACUCAUGCAAAUGCAAAUGGUCGAGAGAAAUGGGAGUGUAAAAUUGGAAGUCACUGAUAGUUGUCUUACAGAACAAGAGCUACAAACAGAAGCGAUAGUUGAGGCUGAAGAUAGUGCGGACGAUAAAGAACCUUUAAGCGAAAGGGAAUCAGAGGACACUAAGACAACUGUGAAGAAAAAAUACAAGGGAAAGACAAGUCAUAAUAUUAUAGAAAAGAAGUAUAGGAAAAAUUUAAAUGAUAAAAUUCUUCAAUUACGAGAUAUUGUUCCAACUUUGAGAGUCACUCAUAAGAAAAAUUCUAAAAUUCCGUUAGAUGAUAAGGAUUUCUACGAUUUGGCUCAUUUGAAUCCAACAAGGAAGUUAAAUAAAGGUUCGAUAUUAACAAAAGCCAUCGAAUAUAUUCAAUACUUGGAAGAAAAAUGCUCUAAAUAUGAGGCAGAGGGAAAAGUUGGAAAAGUGAAACUAAAAAGGCUGGAACCUUCUCUAUCUUCUACGACAUAUAAUUCUCAGACUAUUUCUCCGGACUCCCCUAACAGCGGCAAUAUUAAUGACAAAACUUUUUCAACUGAAUCACACUUGUUAACUUCAAGAAGUUCAUCGGUUUCAAUGUUUCCUGAGAAAACAUUCCAAUCAAAUAAUCACCAUUUUAGUCCUAUAUUAGAAGGCACUAACGGACUUGACGGUACGAAUGACAACAAUAAUAAAUAA
Naumovozyma dairenensis CBS 421 is the source of this 1290-nucleotide messenger RNA. RefSeq names its product Hms1p (gene HMS1). NCBI's taxonomy places the organism in Eukaryota, Fungi, Ascomycota, Saccharomycetes, Saccharomycetales, Saccharomycetaceae. Gene Ontology annotation, molecular function: protein dimerization activity. The transcript has a single exon. The coding region runs from base 1 to 1290 and encodes 429 amino acids. The record is from RefSeq and is a predicted model, not a curated record.